Striga asiatica is the source of this 1011-nucleotide messenger RNA. Lineage: Eukaryota; Viridiplantae; Streptophyta; Magnoliopsida; Lamiales; Orobanchaceae. The record is from the annotation of a GenBank genome assembly.
AUGUUCAACGAAUCACACCUAGUAAGAGUAAGAAAAAGUCUUUUGCUUUGCUUCGGCCUGUCAUCACAUAUGAAAAAACGGAUGGCUUUCCCCCCCGAUCUGUUGCACGAAAGGGAUAAUGUGCAACUUCAAAUUGUCAAUUAUAUCUUUUAUGGAAAUGGGAAACCAAUUCCAGGAAUUUCUGAUACAAAUAUUCAAUCAGUUCGGACUUGUUUAGUAUUGAAUUGGGACCAAGACAAAAAAAGUUCUUCUAGUCAAGAAGCUCGUGCUUCUUUUGUUGAAAUAAGGAACGAUUCGCCGGGCUCCAGAUUGUUUUCUGAUAAUGGAUCAGAUUGUACCAACAUCAAUCCGCUUACUUCCGUUUAUUCCAGGGCAAGAAUUCAGCAACCCCUUAAUAAAAAUCACAAAACUAUUCAUACGUUAUUGAAUAGAAAUACGGAAUUCCAAUCGGUGAUAAUUUUGUCAUCAUCCAAUUGUUUUCGAAUGGGUCCAUUCAACGAUAGAAAAUAUCACCGUAUUUUGGCAAACAACUAUUUACACCUUGACAAUUUAAAACAGACUUUUCAUGGAAUUAACUAUUAUUUAAUCGGUGAAAUUGAGAAAAUUUAUAACCCCGACGCUUGCAGUAACAUUAUUUUCAAUUUGAAUUGGGAUUUUAUCCACCCCAAUUAUUGUCAAGAAACAUCUACAAUAAUGAGUCUUUGGCAGUUUAUUUGUGAAAAUAUAUGUAUAACAAAAAACGCACCACACCUAAAAUCAGGUCAAGUUAUACUUGUUCAAGUUGACUCUGUAGUAAUACGAUCGGCUAAGCCUUAUUUGGCCACUCCAGGAGCAACUGUUCACGACCAUUAUAGGGAAAUCCUGUAUAAAGGAGAUACUUUAAUUACAUUUAUUUACGAAAAAUCGAGAUCUGGUGAUAUAACCCAGGGACUUCCAAAAGUCGAACAGGUGGUAGAAGUGCGUUCAAUUGAUUCAAUAUCGAUGAAUCUAGAAAAGAGGGUUGAGGGCUAG